Molecule: messenger RNA, 375 nt
Organism: Mixia osmundae IAM 14324
Lineage: Eukaryota; Fungi; Basidiomycota; Mixiomycetes; Mixiales; Mixiaceae
Exons: 2
Coding region: 1-375 (124 amino acids)
Source: RefSeq, a predicted model, not a curated record
AUGGGUUCAAAGGGCGAGCGUCUUGCCACUGGCACUCAGGCGUAUGCUAACGGCUUCAAAGCAGAGCUAGCUGCUCGCGAGCCAGAACGUCACGAUGUUGGCAAAACGGGCUCUCACAACCCACAAGACGCCAAGGAUGAGCGAAGCAUCGCCAAUCGACUCAGUGCGGCCAAUACGCAAAACGAUGACGGCGACGCUGGCCCCAAGCAACCUCCUACCAAGGCUGCCUUAGACGUGAGCAUCCUCUCGCACUGCUGCGCCGGUCGCUCACAGCGUAUGCAGCACGGCAACAAGCCGUCAAAGGGCGCCAUCAUUGAUGAGCAGAUCGAGGCCGAGGAGCAGGCCGAGCUCGCAAAGAAGGGUAUCAAGCCAUAG